GGGGGAGCUGAAGAGCACCAGCGCGCGGCCACACCUGUUGAUUGUUCAAUCACAGCCACGUGCGUGAGUGCGUGCGUUGACGCGCACUUGCCACGAGAUGCAAUUCCCUCUACAAUUGGUAUUUGCUCUCAAUGCCGACGUGCUUGUCUUUGGGUGCGAAAAGAAAAGGGCGAGUCCGAGAGGACGACCCGCGGGGGAGAUAGAGCGCUAAGAUCAGCUCAUGUGCAGGAACGACGUGGACACGAGGAAUGGCGGAAUUGGUGAGAUGCCUGUAGUAUCCAGCAGUGGACAACACAGUGGCUCAUAGUAAUCACGAUUGAAUACGUUCAGCUGACUGAAGACUGCACAGCACCAGGUUUUGAUUAACUUUACCAACGAAAAUAAAGCGAACCAAGGUACCAAACACCCAAUUAAACGUGUAUCACGUGAGAAAACGCAUUCCCCCAGGUGAUCCCCCCCCCCCCCGAUCCCACUCUUCCCCUCCCGCUUAAUUAUCCGUCAGCACAGACGAACAGACCCUCUGUGAACCAGCCGGUGUCUUGACGCGCAGGUGAUUUCCAUCGGCUCCUAAAUUGGCUGAUUGAAUAGGACACUCAUCAUCGUUGUGAUCGCGGCUGUGGUGGUGGAGGCGGGGCACACUUAUUUAAGUCGCGGGAGAGGAGAGCCCCAACCGAAUGUAGUUUGGGUUCGCGCGCGGUAGCAUCGAAGCAGCGCCGGCAAGAGAAUGUGGACACAGAUCGGCGCCGCCAUCCUGAUGUGGGCGCUCCUGUUGGCACCCGUGCGCAUGCAGCUUCUGGCCCCCUCGCCUCUUCUCGCUAAAGCCGUUCCGUCCGAGGCGGCGUGCAACGCGGAUUACCACUUCAUGUGUGCGAGUGGCCACUGCGUGCCCAAGUCCUGGCGUUGUGACGGUUCCAGCGAUUGCCGUGACGACAGCGACGAGGUGGGAUGCGGGUGCAAAGCGUUCCACGUGGCUUGCGCAGACGGCGCUGGCUGCGUGCGGAGCGACGACGUUUGCGACGGGGUGCGGGACUGCGCGGACGGCUCGGACGAGACGGCGCUGUGCGCGCGCACCUGCGCCGAACCCGAUACCGCGCUGUUCCGCUGCGCAUCCGGGGACGAGUGCGUGGCCGCGCGAAGGCGCUGUGACGGCAGCCCGCAUUGCGGCGACGGCUCUGACGAACGCGGCUGCGGCGCCCGCGAUGACGCCGAGGGUCGCUGCGAGCUGCGGUGCGACGACGGAGAGACGUGCGUGCCGCAGGAAGGGCUCUGCAACGGCGUCGUCGACUGCCGGGACGGGGCGGACGAGGGGGCCGCCUGCGGGGACCCAGGGACCUCGCUGGGCCCCAGUGGGGACCACGCUGUCUCGCGCGGCCGGUGUGGCGUGGCGGACUUCGCGUGCUCCAGCGGGGAGUGCGUGCCCGAGAUCCAGCGCUGCGACGGGGAGCAUCACUGUCGAGACGCGUCCGACGAGAGCGACUGCCCGCCCGCGAUGCUGACCCCGGUCCCUAAGGGGUGCGGCCACGGGGAGCGUCCGUGCGGUGGGACGGGCCCCGCCUGCGUGUCCCUGGCCUCGUGGUGUGACGGCAGGACCGACUGCGCUGACGCAAGUGACGAGGAGGAGUGCGUGGACGUGUGGCGAACAUGUCGUGCCACGGAGUGGCUGUGUGAGAACCGCAAACGGUGCGUGCCGCUGUCCUGGAGGUGCGAUGGGGAGGCGGACUGCCCUGACCACAGCGACGAGCGUGCGUGUGAUGCUUCUGUGGGAUUGGGCCCCGAUUGGUGCCGGCUAUCAGAGUUCCCGUGUGCGGACGGCGGCUGCGCUGCCUGGGCUUCCGUCUGCAACGGGGAGGACGACUGCGGCGAUGGCUCCGACGAAGGCGAGCGGUGCGGCGUGGCGGCCGAGGCGUGCGGGGAACUCCGCUGCUCGCACCGGUGCCACGCCACCCCCGUGGGCCCUGUGUGCGUUUGCCCAGGUGGGUUCAAGCUCGGGGAGAGUGGGCGGAGCUGUGUGGACCGGGAUGAGUGCGUGGAUCUGGCCGUGCCGCCCUGCGCCCAGCGCUGCCUCAACACCGAGGGCAACUUCAGCUGUGCAUGCAGCGACGGAUACGUGCUGGCGCCCAAUGGCACGUGCAAGGCUACAGAGCCCGAGGCCAUGCUGGUGUACGCGUCCCUGGCCGUCGUGACGGCUGUCGGCUUGACGACCGGCGACCACGUGGUGCUCGUGGGGCUGGCUCUAUCGGUGGUGUCGCUGGAUUUUGACCGCCCGAGCGGCAGGCUGUACUGGUACGAGUGGCAGGGCAAGCGCAUCUUGUGGGCGCUCGUCAACGGAACCGAGAAUGGAACGUUGUACACAGGUAUCGCCGCCGAAGCCAUUGCCGUGGACUGGGUCGCUCGGAACAUUUAUUGGAUGGAUUCGGAGUCCAACUGCAUCAUGGCAGCUCCGCUGGAGGCCCAGACCGAAAACGAGGUGGCGGCCCGCGUGGUGAUCGUGGGUGCCGACGUGGACGACCCUCAGUCGCUGGUGCUGCAGGCGACCGACGGACUCAUGUACUGGAGCGAGUGGGGGGAGUCGCCGUGCAUCUCGCGCGCGGGCAUGGAUGGGGCCGGCCGCAAGGUGCUGCUGGCUGAUGGGCUCGGCUGGCCCAACGCGCUGGCGCUCGACCUCCCGUCCCGCCGCCUCUACUGGAUCGACGCCAAGCUCGACAGCAUCGAGUGCUGCAACCUGGACGGCUCGCGCCGCAUGGUAGUGGCGACAGCUGACGUGCACAACCCCUUCUCGCUGGCCCUGUUCGAGGAUGAGCUCUACUGGUCAAGCCUCGGCGCUGGGAAGCUGGAGAAGGCCAACAAGCUCACGGGCCGUGGCCGUGCGACCCUCUUCAGCCACGAGCACAACAUCCAAGCGCUCAGGGUGUUGCACCCGCUGCUACAGCCAGAACACCCCAACCCGUGCGCCUCUGCCUGCUGCUCUCACCGCUGCGUGUUGGGCGCGGGCGGCGCCACCGCCGCCUGCGCCUGUCCCCCAAGCACGCGGCUGGGCAGCGACGGCUGCACGUGCGAGCCCACGGGGGCGCUCCCCUUCGUCCUGCUCGUCUCGCCCACCGCCGUCACACAGGUGUUUGUAGAGUCGCGGGAAGAUCGCGGGACUAAGAGUCCACACAUGCAACGACUCGGCAUGGGGCAUGAUCUGAACAGGCUGACGCACGUCGCCUACUCUCACGCCGACCGCAAGCUCUUCUACGCCUUGGAAGACGCCGCCUCGCCUGGACGGGCGCGUGUGGUGCCGUUCGAUCAUAGCAGCGGCAACGACUCUACCCUUCAAUUUCUUGUGAUGGUGCAAGGUGUGCGCGACGUGGCCGUGGACUGGUCCGGGGAGAACAUCUACUGGCUGAGCGCGGACCGCCCCACCGUCGAGGCGACGCGCCUCGACGCGCUGUCGGCGCGCGCCGUUGUGGUGCUCUCCGGCAGCCUGCAGUGGCCUGCCUCUCUGGCGCUCGACCCGAGCAGCGGCACCAUGUGCCUGUCCGACUGGGGCCAGGCGGGAGCGGGCGGCGGUGGAGCGUGGAUCGAGUGCUCCCGCAUGGACGGCACAGAGCGAAGGGUCCUCAUUUCUUUCGAGGGGGUGGCUCGUCCGGACAGCCUGGUCAUGGAUGCCAACCAGUCCCUCCUCCUGUGGGCUGAUGAAGGGCUGGGAAUGAUCCAGUCGAUAAAGCUGGAUGGCAGCGAUCACAAGAUCCUCCAUCGUGGGCUCCCCCGCAUUGCGGGCCUCGCUGUGGUGGACGGUGCCCUCUUUUGGGUGGUGAAUAACAACCGGUCGAGCGAGUUGUGGCGUGAAGGCGGGGACCGGCCGUGGGUCCAGCUGCGGCAGCGCGUGAUGGACGUGGCCGCAUCACGCACGCCGCACCCCGCAGACGGACUCGCUUGCCGGCACAUCCGCUGCGAGCACACGUGCCUGGUGAGACGGCACGGCGAGGUGGUGUGCGCCUGCCCGCCGGCCCUGGCCGUGGAGCGGACGACGAGCGGCUCUGCGGCGUGUGUGCCUCCGAGCCGCUGCGAGAGGCCCGAGCGGCGACGCUGCGGGGACGGCGGGUGCGUGCCGGCGCUGCUGUGGUGCGACUCGGUGCGCGACUGCGACGACGGCUCGGACGAGGAGGGCUGCGAGCGAGACGUGAACUCUCCAGCAGAGGCAACGACUUCACAGUCGAGAGCAUUUGAAGCGGCGUUGGAAUCGUCAAACACGUUGGCCGAUGCCGCCGGCCCCACUGAUCUCGAUGACGACAAACUUCCAUUGACAACCACCGCCAAAGCAACUCCAGCAUUAAGCAUGGAGGCACCACAGCCCAGCACGCUGGUGCCCUCUAGCAGCGGGAAGACUACCGGUGUCGAGACUCCUUUCGUGAUGCCUUCCUGCUCGGAGGACUACUGCAGCGGCCGCGGCUCGUGCGAGGAGGAAGACGACGGGCUGCCCACGUGCACCUGCCGCUGGGGCUACCGUGGGCCACACUGCCAGUUCUUCGUGGUGCAGGCGAUUGGCGUGAAGGCGGCCCUUGGCUGCGCGACGGUCAUCGGCGUCCUUGUCUUGGCCAUGGUGGUGGUGGUCGUGAUCCGCAGGCGGCGUCGGAGAAGGAGGCUAGAAAGGCACACGCCCGAGCAAGCAGAGGUCACGUUUACCGCAGAGCCCAAGGAGACCUCUGGACAGGAGAUGUCACUCAUUGGAGAUGGGCGCAGUGAGAGCCUCGGUGACCCGAGCACCAAUGCACAAGGCCAGGACUCCACGGAAGUCGUCUGAAGCGGGAGCCCAGUUCCGUGUCCGCUUGCUCUUCCUGUUUGGAAGAGCAACUUGCAGGCAACCCCUAAUCCCCUUGUAUUUCCAGAUUCUUCUUUUUAAGAAAAUAUGGAUACAAUCUUUACACAAGGUGUGCAUUGUUUGUCUUGCAAAAUAAAAAGUCGAUGCGAAA
Petromyzon marinus (sea lamprey) is the source of this 4955-nucleotide messenger RNA. Its product is annotated as vitellogenin receptor Yl-like. Lineage: Eukaryota; Metazoa; Chordata; Hyperoartia; Petromyzontiformes; Petromyzontidae. Gene Ontology annotation, molecular function: hormone binding; calcium ion binding; protein binding. Gene Ontology annotation, cellular component: plasma membrane; signaling receptor complex; apical plasma membrane. Gene Ontology annotation, biological process: receptor-mediated endocytosis. The record is from RefSeq and is a predicted model, not a curated record.